Messenger RNA from Phaeoacremonium minimum UCRPA7, 729 nucleotides. RefSeq lists its product as hypothetical. The record is from RefSeq and is a predicted model, not a curated record. NCBI's taxonomy places the organism in Eukaryota, Fungi, Ascomycota, Sordariomycetes, Togniniales, Togniniaceae. The coding region runs from base 1 to 729 and encodes 242 amino acids. The transcript has a single exon.
AUGGCCGUGACUCAUGUGUGCGACUACUUUGUAGAUGACUUCGAGGUUUCCAUAUUCCUCACAGAGACCAGUACUCGACAUUCAUUACUGUACAAGAACAAGCAUUUCAGAGACACGACACAGACGAAGCUCACAUCGAAUUCCAGCCGGCUCACGGGCGCUACGCGAGAGGUUCCCAUAGACAUCGAUGGGCAGGAACAGGAGGACGCGGAUAUACCGGUGCAAAUCAGACAGGAGGACAGUGACGAUGACGCCCCGAUUGUGCUCGAUGAUAUUCCCACCGUUGGUCGUGUAGAACCAACUGGGCGACCCAAGCGACGACGACGCGAGACGGCUUCCGCGAAUCAGGAUGGUAGUGAGCAUGAGAGUGGAGACAUUUCUGACGAUGGUGACGGUCUUUUUGUGACAGAUGACGAACACUCUUCAGACGAUGGCAGACAACCCCCAUCCAAGCGGCUAAGAGAGGGGGCCGCGGAUGAUGAGGAGCAGCAGGAUGACAAGAAGAAGAUGGCCAUGGACAUAUCGUAUGAGGGUUUCUCCAUAUAUGGUCGGGUGCUUUGUCUUGUGGUGAAGAAGCGCGAGACUACCAGCAGCAAGAGCUCUUCGGCGGCAACCUCAAGCAAGACAACGCAAAGAGGCGUGCCUGGGGGACAGGCCAUGAUGGAGAACUGGAUAACAUCUACGCAAUUGCCAGAAGCCGCAAUACCGGAUGAACUAGAGGCACCAUAA